Molecule: messenger RNA, 819 nt
Organism: Lachancea fermentati
Lineage: Eukaryota; Fungi; Ascomycota; Saccharomycetes; Saccharomycetales; Saccharomycetaceae
Source: the annotation of a GenBank genome assembly
AUGGUGCAGCAACUAAGCCUAUUUUCUGCGAUUGAUGACGAAUCUUACGAUCUAUGCAUCUCAACUUUAGCAACACUGUCAGGAAAGCCUCCUAUUUUGUUCAGCAGCUUCUCAGCAAUGUUUAAACCUAACCCAUCUUAUGAGAUUGAAAGAGUAAAUUCAAAAAACCAACUAGUAGAGCAAAACAGGAUUAAGUUAUGCAAAGAACUCUCUAUCAACGACUUCUCACAGGGAAAAUACCCAAAGGAUUACAAUCUACUGAAACAAUUUACUACGGAUGAUCUUGCGAAUUUUGAUAUUUCCAAAUUAACCGAUUUGAUGAAUGGUAGCAGUGAUCCUGAUAAAAUGGACGUUGACGAAUGCGAGUCGUCUAUUAGUGGGAAUAGCUGGUGUCUAAACAUAUCUGAUAUCCCGUCGGCUGGUGGAAACAGGUCCGUUUCCAUGCAAUCAAUCACUGAAUCAAUCAUCCUCUCGUCAGGCGGGAGUUCAGCUUCAAUAAUUUCUUUCCUAUCGGAGCUUGGAUACAUUUUGGACUUUCAAAAUAUCACCCUUGGCGUGAAACUAAAUAUGGCGAACGAUGUUUGCCUCGAACUAAGCAAAAUUUGGCAUUUAGAUGGUCAGAAAACAGUACAGAAAACAAAAGGCGGGUUUCUGAUAAAGGCCUACGUCAAUGUUGCAAAAGGUACAGACAUAAAAAGCAUCAACCAAGGCAUAAGCUCCCUGGCCAGCCUGCAAAAAGAUUUAAGUGGCUACAUUGACUUGGAGAUUCCUGACCGCAAGGCAAUGGAUUCAAGACUUGAUAACUUAGAUGACAUAUAG